UGGGCGGUCGCAAAUUUCGCUAGCUUGACAUUGUUGUUGUUGUUGAUGUGUGAAUUACUUCACAGGGCUUUGUUGUUUAUUUGGCUCUUUAAAUUAAUCAAAAAGAAGAGUUGCUGAGGCAUUUCUCGUGGAAGUUACAGUUGCAGUGGCUCCACUGGGAUGCAAGUGAUCAUGGAAAAUUCAGGCCUGGGGCGGCUUACGAUACAAAUAUAAGUCACCUCACUCAACAUUUCUGCCUCAUCCUGACCCUUGGUCAAAACAAAUUUUCACUCUUCAGUUUUUGUUGGUGUUAGUGCAGCAUGAAUUCAUGAUCACAUGACCUUAGAUAUGGACGCAGUCCUGUCCGAGUUUGUUCGCUCGACAGGGGCUGAUCCAGGCUUAGCCAGAGACCUGCUUGAAGGUAAGAACUGGGACCUCAGUGCUGCUUUGAGUGACUUUGAGCAGCUUCGGCAGGUUCAUGCUGCAAACUUGCCAUACUGUUUUCCAGAAGAGCGGGUUGCCAGGCAUGCAGAAAAGGAGAUACCUCGAGUCGGUCGUCCUGUACUACACAGGCAAGAUGAUAUUGUGCAAGAAAAGCGGUUGUCUCGUGGCAUUUCCCAUGCUAGUUCUUCAAUUGUUUCCUUGGCACGCUCGCAUGUAUCAAGCACCAGCAGUAGUGGCAGCAGUGGUAGUGAGCUACUCCUGGAUACACCAGUUUGCACAUUUCAGCUACCUGAUCUCACAGUGUACAGAGAAGAUUUUCGCAGCUUUAUAGAAAGGGACCUCAUUGAGCAGUCCAUGCUAAUUGCCUUGGAGCAGGCAGGCCGUUUGAACUGGUGGACACGUGUUGGAGCAAGCUGUCAAAGCUUAUUGCCUCUUGCUACCACGGGUGAUGGAAAUUGUCUUCUGCAUGCUGCAUCAUUAGGCAUGUGGGGAUUUCAUGAUCGAGAUCUCAUGUUGCGCAAGUCCCUUUAUACGCUUAUGGACAAGGGAACCGAGAAGGAAGCGCUAAAGAGAAGAUGGAGAUGGCAACAGACACAGCAAAACAAAGAGUCUGGACUCGUGUACACUGAGGAUGAGUGGCAAAAAGAGUGGAAUGAGCUGCUGAAACUAGCAUCCAGUGAACCACGGAUACACUACAGUAACAAUGGCAGUAACUGUCCAGGAGCUGAACCAUCUGAGGAACCAGUUUAUGAGAGUUUAGAAGAGUUCCAUGUUUUUGUAUUAGCUCAUGUCCUGCGACGGCCUAUUGUAGUAGUGGCAGAUACAAUGCUACGUGACUCUGGAGGGGAAGCCUUCGCUCCGAUCCCAUUUGGAGGAAUUUAUCUGCCCCUGGAGGUUCCAGCCAGCAAAUGCCAUCGGUCACCUCUUGUCUUGGCAUAUGAUCAAGCUCACUUCUCAGCACUUGUGUCUAUGGAGCAGAAUGAAAGCUGCAAAGAGCAAGCGGUGAUCCCCCUAACAGAUUCUGAGCACAAAUUACUUCCUGUGCAUUUUGCUGUAGACCCGGGCAGGGACUGGGAAUGGGGCAAAGAUGAUUGCAACACCUCACGUUUAGCCAGUGUACAACUGUCAUUGGAGGCUAAAUUGAGCUUGUUGCACAGCUAUAUGACUGUGACGUUUUUGCCUUUGCCGUGUGAAGCUCAGCAAGCACCAUUGGCACAGCCAGAAUCCCCAACUGCUUCUGCAGGAGAUGAAAAUCGGACGCCACCAGACUCAGGAGAAUCUGACAAGGAGUCAGUUUGCAGCAGCACAAAUGGCAGUGGAGGAGGAGGACUAGGUGGAGGAGGUGGUGGUGGUGGUGCAGAUGGUGGAGGAAGCAAAACGGGAGGCUUCUCAUCUGGAGCAAGCAGUUCCAGCAGUAAUAGCAGUUCAGGAAGUAAAGAAGGAAAGGAAGGAAAAAAGAAAGACAAAGACAAGAAGAGAGCAGACUCUGUAGCUAAUAAAUUGGGUAGCUUUGGAAAGAGCUUGGGCAGCAAACUUAAAAAAAAUAUGGGAGGACUGAUGACAAGCAAGAGCAGUGGAAACAGCAGUGGGAACAGCAGUAGCAAACAGGGAGGUGAAACAGUAGAGAAGAAGAAGAAAGGAUCUCUCAAAAGCAGAAAAGGUAGUAAAGAAGGCUCUCCGUCUGCACAACCUGGAGGAAACAAUGAAACUGGUGUUGGACUGGAGAAAGGUGCUCCCAAUGGGCCAGCCUUUGACAACCAAACAGACCCAUAUAAGUACAGCAAUGAUGUUAAACUAAGUCUGAGCAUAUUGAGGGCAGCCAUUCAAGGAGAGCGCAAGUUCAUCUUUGCUAGUUUACUAACAACCAGUAAUCGACAGCCCUUCCAAGAAGAGAUGAUUCAACGAUAUUUAGCAGAUGCUGAGGAUCGUUUCCGAGCAGAACAAGAGCAAAAGAAAGAAGCUGAAAAGAAAGGGCUACUUAUGACUUCCCAUGAGUCUAUUGGAAGGAAAGGGUCAGAGAUACAAGAGGGAAGCUUUCGUUAUUUUGAUCCUAAAUGUGAUAUUGAUGGCUCAUCCCCUUCUCAUCCUUCAGCAACUCCGGCAGGAUCAUACUUUAACCAUACUUUGAAGCCAUCUUCCUUUCCUUCUUCUAAUUACUCUGGAGUUUUAACUAUCCCCAGGCCAACAGUAAUUAGCCAGACUAACAGUGUGAACCAAGCCUCUCAGCAUCUACCACCGCCAAGUUAUAAUGAAACACGUCGCCAGGUUGCAGGUGGAUCUUCCUACAACAGCCUUCCUUCAUAUGCCACCCUCCCUAGGCCAUGUACACUUAUGCAGUAUCAUCCACCUGUGGGCAGUCCUGUGAGACUGAACCAGUUCUCAUCUUUGGAGCGCAAUGAAGACCCCCCAGAGUGCCAACAGCAAGAAGAGAGAGUCUUAGGGGGUGAGUCAAGUUAUAGUAAUGGCUAUCGAGAGACUAGGGUGGCUGGUGGCCCUUCUUUGGACAGAGGUGUAAAUACUGGAAGGCAUUUCUAUGGUGCUGUGAGUGGUGCACAGCAGAAAUGCAAAGUUCUCACUUGUCACUAUUAUGGGCACCCAGAGACAAGCAACUUUUGUUCAUAUUGUUUCAAAGAGGAGAUGAAACGCAGGGAGAAGGAUUCCCUUAUUCACCGAUUCUGAACAAUUAUACUGUAUUUCUGUUUCUCCUCAAAAAGCCUACUGUAUGGGGUGGGAUUGUUUCAAUACAUGUUAACAUUUAAAAUCCUAAACACAUCCCUGCUCCAUUCCACUCUCCUACUUAGUAAAGGUCAGCUUUAAAAAUGAGGGGGAAUCUGGAAAUAAUCGCUGACUGGAAUGACAGGUGUGGCCAUUUUGCAUCCUUGAGUGCAGCACAGCCCAAGGCACAAAGGAGCAGAAGCCUUGGUGGUAAUCAAAGCACUACAAUGUAGUAGACAUGACGGUGGGCUUAACCUUUUACCACACAAUUAUUUUAUUGUACAUGGAUUUUUUUCUGUUUUUGUCUUUUUUGUUGUUUUUUUUUUGUUUGUUUUUUUUUUUUUUUAAUUGAUUUGUUUUUGCACAGAAUUGUGGUCUUUGUUACUAGCAAGUUUGUCCUCCGUCCCAUCUCCAAAGUGAUUUGAAUGCAGCAUUAGCUGGUUUUCAGUUUUUAAAUUUCUACUUAUUCUACAUUUGCCAAUUAGGUCAACUUUUACAAUCCUAGCAAAACCUGAACUUGCCCACCUUUUGAACAGAUUGUCUGCAUUAUAUUCCUUAUAUGCAAAAGCGAAUGUAUAAAGCUUCCCUUUUAAUGGCAACAGUUUUUAAAUCAGUUUUUAAGCUGUCUCUGUUUUUUUAAAAUUUAUGUUAAGGGGUUUGCCCGCUUUCUUUGUUUUUACACCAUAUUAACAUUUCAAAAUUUUUAAAACAGUUUGGCUAAAAUAUUUAUAUUUGAUGAAAAUAUAUUAUACUUGAACAGCCUGAAGAAUGGGAUAGGUUGUUCCUUUCUGGGUUGAAAUGUCCUAAAAAUGUGUAUUUGUAUACAAAUUAGAAGAUAUAGGCAAUAAAAAAUUGCAGAUGCAAAUAUGUGUAAUUUCCUCACCAGCAGAGGCAUCUGUAAUUCUCGUUUAUAAAUAUUUUGGUAUCCCAGGGUUCAGGAUUUCUGUCUUCUUAAAGAAACAGUGCACGGUCUUGUGUCACCAAAAUAGGUUUUCACCAAAGACAAUGAAGUUUCUUCACGCCCCAUACUGAUUUUAUUACAUAUUACUUUACAUUACACUAAUCAUUAGAGCAAACCGAGUAUGUAUUUUUAAGUUGUUUGUGUGUGUUUUUUGUUUCUUAACUCAAGUUGUAACAAUGCUAGAAGUAAUUUCACUUCAUAAUACCAGGCUUCUUCCUUGACCAUCUGUCCUGGAAGUGUAAGAGGUAGACAUUGUAGAAAUUAACUUUUGCUUUAUGGAGGCUGAACGGAGUUCUCUGCUAUUUCAAGUCAGGAGCACAUUUAUUACACUGGGCUAUCUCUUUUUGCGUUCUGUAAUAGAUAGAUAGAUAUAUAUCCUCAAUAUCCUUUAACAAAGGAUCAAAUGUAAUUGACAUGCAAGGUUAUUAAUCCACCAUGUAUUACAAUAUAGUAUGAAUGCAAGUGGCUAAAUGUCACAUAAAACGUUUAUGUAGACAUCACAAAAUUAUGAACGAUUAUGAUUUAGUAACAGACACAUUUAGUUAUAAAAAAUAAAAGGAGAGCAGAGUGCUAGCUCUAAUUGCCUAGAGCUAUAGAUAUUAUAGGAGCUCUUUCAGCUCUGGCACAUUUGAAACUGCCUUAAUGUUUUUGUUUUUUUCCUGCAAAAGAAGAAUCAGAACAUCACUGUGGCUUCAUUCAAAGUCUAAUUUGGAUGUAAAUGCAAUAUGAGGUUAUUAUCUCAUAAGUGAAGGUUUCACCUGAUUAUUCAGCUGAUCAUUUCUGGAUAGUAGAAUAUUGGUUGCUGCUAAAUGCAUCAAAGGUAAUCUUUGUCUCUUCAUUCAUUAAUUAAAUGUAAGCUAAUUAUAUUGGAAGUAAUAUCUCUUGUCUACAUAAACCAGGAGUUUCUAACUCCAGGAGUAUCAAACUCAAGGCCUACCGUACUGAAUCGGGCCCGUGGACCUUUUUAAGGCUCCAUCAAUAUUAAAAACCUGUUACAUGCAGUCUGCACGGACUGUUAAAUUUCUAUAAAGUAAAAAAAAAAACCUUUAAUGUUCUUUUCACACGUAGAUUGUAUUACCAUAUAAUUUAUAUUUACACUAGCGUUAAAAUGUGACUCCUCAUUUAUCUUUCAAAGCACAGCGUAUAACAGCUAUUAAUUUGUAGUUAGAAUGGAAACUUGUGACUCGUAUUGACCUAAAACCAUUAAGGGAUCAGAAGGUGACAUACCACACUGCCAUAAAGAACUUUAGUGAUUCAGUGUGAUGCCAAAGUUGCAACAGUCUUGUGAAGAAGGUGGUAAGUAGACUUUACACAUGGCACUGGCACCACUGUGUUCAUUUUUUUAAUGCUGCAAAGGUGUCAGGACUGGCUGCGAUUCCACAGCUAACCUGAUGCUGCCACUGCCCUAUGCCAUUCUUUUGUCUUUUCCACUGAUUGUUGUAUGUGGAUAAGAAACCAUAUUUGCAUUUCUACUUGUGUUAAAACGCUUUCCGUUUUUAAACCUCUUCAAAUGUGGUCUGUGUGAUCCAUCACUACUGCAUUUACAUCCUUUUUUUUAAUGUGUUGAAGCACUAAUUGUGACACAUGUUAAUGCAGAUAUAAACCGAUGUACUUUGCUUUAGUCUGCGUCUGGACUACCUCUCUUGACUUUAUGCGCUGACGUCUUUUUUUCACUCAAUACUGAUUUUUUUCUCUUGGCCACUGUUAGCUUUCCUAACCAAGAAAAGAAAAACAUUUAAUGAAGGAAGACAGUUUUAAGGGACAUAUGGGAAAGAAUAGAUGCUUAUCAUCAUCAGAGUGGUGUUUUGUUUGUUUUCAUAUUACAUUGGGUGUUUGAUUUAUUUAUUUUUGGCCUGCAAUAAAAUUGAGUUUGACACUCCUGACUUAAAAGGAAUAAAUGUGGAAAAUUUUACCAAAGGAAAUAAAUUUCAAUUAAGUAAAUUUCCUUAAAUCAAGCACUUGUUAAUAGCUUCUUAUGCAUUGGUUUUGAUUGAUCAAUUUAUUUAUUGCCCCUUUGGGUAUUUGUUUUUAUGCAUCUUUUCAUUUUACUGCCAUUCGUAACAGAGGAGAAAUGCAGUGUUAAUUAUUAUGGUGCUCUGAAUAUUGAGUAACUUUGCCUUCUCUCUCUAUCUCUCUCUUUCUCUCUGUUUGUAUAAAGAUUAUCAUCUUUGAUAUACCUUAUACUGGUUGUGGGAGAAGGAAUGGCCCAUAUGUGUUUUGUUUCUCGAACUAUAUAAUUAUGUUUAUAAUCAGCAAAUGAUUGUCAUUUUGCAAGCAAAUUAAGAGAGACAUUGACACCACAUUGCAAUCAGACAUGUACACAAGGCUUGUGUUUUUUUAUUCAAGAGGAAAAAUUACAAGUAAAAGUUUAUCCAAAGUUUCCACCCUCUGCAUUAGAGCACUUUACCCACUACACUUAACUGUGAUGGAUUUAGCAUGCCCAUGACUAGUGUAUAUAUACACUGCCGUUACGGAAUGUGAAAAAUCUAUAAGAGGGCUAACUUGGGCUAUUUUUCCCAGGGUAUUUGGCCUUAGUAUAUGCGUAUUUUUAGCCAUUCUGUUGUACAGUGCAAAAUCUUCUUUAUUUUAACCCCUCAUGUUUUAAUUGUUCACAUCACUAAAGCAAAGUGGGGGUGGGGGGGAAAUGGGGUGUGCCUUAUUGCAUAUAAAGACACUCUUUCAUUUACAUAUUUGUUUCUGGUCAGCUUGAUUUGUGUUUUGUAGGUCUAUGCAAACUUCAUAACAAGCUUAUUUUGUGUUAUUCACUAUUUAAACCUAUUGUAGCUACAUUAAGAAGAUGACAGUGACAGGAAAACAUGUUGUUUAAGAGCACUUCAGCUAAUAUAUAUUUUUGCUUUUGAAUAGCCAUCAGAAUCUCCUACACACUUGUAAUAUUUUUUGCAUUUCACCUUGGAAAGCAAUAGUGAAGACUUGGAGUGAUCAUGUGCUGCUCUACAUUUUGCAUAAGGGCUUAAUAGAGAAGACAUCACAGAUGACCAGGCUUUAGGAACACUGUGCCGUCCAGAAAAAAGGGAAACAGUAGACAUGGAUUUGAUCUUUCCUGCAGCAUAACAACGUCAAAAGCUUUCUUUCUACUGCUGCUUUUCAUGCACUGUACUGUACGUAAAUAAAGCCUAUGCCACGAUCCAUUUUACCUUGUCAGUUUAUGAGCUGAAGGCUUCAGUGAUCUGGGCAGGUUAUUGAAAGUAUGCAGACAUUUUUACAUUAUGAAACAUGACUACUUCACAUUUCCUUCCUGCAUUUAAUUUUGCAAUGUUUCUACAUGUAGUCAGGUUUAUAUAGAAUUAUAUUUUCAUUGUAGUCAUUUGUUGCAUUAUGAGUAUACCUUUUGGGUAUUCUCACAUCCUAUGCAGGGUUAGAUGUAUGCUGCAUGUCUUACUUGUCCUUAGUAAAUGGUCAACAGGGUAUUUUAUCUCCGCUUAUGAUUUGGAGAGUGACAGGUAGGAAUGUAGUCAAUGUCCCUUAAGAAGUUUAGUGUUACUAAUCAGGAUCCUAUUUCUGAAAUCUGACUGGCAAUAAACUGAAAUACUCAAUGGACAGAACUCAUUUUGUAGUGCUGGCAAGGUUAUUUUCAUUAGCAAAUCUAAAGAUGGCUACACACAUGAAAAUGAAUGAUGUUACUUUACCAUCCAAUGCUAAUUAUUUGGUUAUUAAUUACUGUUCUUUCUAGAAUUGCACGGUUUAUUGUGCUGUGCAAUAAUUUAGGAAACACUGACACUGCUACAGAAGGCAAUAUGUUGAAUAAAAGUGGAGUUUUAGGAAUCCAAACUUGAGAGAUUGUCUGUUGUUCUAAAACUGUGACCGAGUGGCCAGCUGAGGUAGUUUAAGUCCAAGUAAAAAGGUGAUGAUCAGGAUUGUCUUUUGGAAGAGAUCUGAGCCAAUGUCUCAUUUACCUAGCAUCUAAGCAUAAAUUAAAUAUAUUGGGAAGCAGGUAGUUUUUAUAUGUAUUGGAUACAUUUUUGUAAGAAACAGAAAUUAUUAAUAAGUAAAUUAUCUUAACCUCACAGCUCUUAUACCACAUCAUAUUGUUCCAUGUAGAGAGUUAGGUCAAACAAGAGUAAAAAAAAAACUUAAAAACUUGAUGUUACAAAUAUCUGAAGAUGAUUGAUCUGCUCCCAGUUAAUAAUUCCAAGAUAUGUUAAGUACUUCAGGAUAUCAGUUUACAUUAAUUUGUCUGAACAAGUUAUAGAUAGAUGAUGCUUUAUUUAUCCCCAAGGAAAAGUUCAAUAAAACCCCCAAAAAACAGACAGAGGAACUUCUGGCUUGGAUAACAUAGAGUGGCUGUUGUCAAUAACAUCAUUGUAGGUGUUCAGAUUGUACCAUAGGUUUAUAUUCAGUAAACAUUUGAGUAGAACAGUCCCAGCUUGUAGUGUCCAUGUUUUGAACAUAUUGAUAAGACAUUUGACAUCACCAGCAUUCAGGGCGAUUCAUCAUUAAGAUAUGGUAAAAGAGUUCUUAGCCAGGAUGAUGUAACUAAAUAUAUGCAUAUUAUUUUAAAUCAGUUAAUUACUUAAUACGCAAGACUGUCAUUUUACAGCAUAGCUAAAUAGAUGGAAAAAUGAGUGACUAUAAUCAUCUAAAAUAUAGGGAAAAAACUUCAGCUUGUGUUGGAAGCAUAAUACAGCCAGAUAUGCAAACCACGUAAUUAAUUUAAUUUUCAAAUGAGGGAGCAAUGAAAGACAUGAGUUCCAUAUAAAGCAAAUAUGGCUAAUGUGAUUAUUAUUCUUGAUGUAUAGUAAAAAAAUUACCUUUACUUUUUAGAAAACCCAAGAUCCUAAGCCAGUGAUGAUUUUCUCAUAAGGGACUAAUUUUAUUAUUUCUGUUUCCUACUUUUUUCUUUAACAUCUUGCUAUAUUGUAGAACAGUUAUUUAAUUGUUUGGGUUAAUUUUCUUUUCUUUAACAUCUUGCUAUAUUGUAGAACAGUUAUUUAAUUGUUUGGGUUAAAUUAAGUAAAAGUUGUAUACAAUGUAUAUGUGUAUAUUUAUACUCUUAACACUGGGCAUUUGCCACAGUAUGUUGCUAAAGAGGACGACGUCUAUUUCAGUAUUAUAUCCAUGUUUUUUGCACAGUUGGAUUCAGUUCUUUUAGUUUACUGCAGGAGUUACGUACCUCGGGAUAUAUUUAAAGUGUACAUGAAUGUAAAAUGCAGCCUUCUAAAAUUUGUCUGAUUAAAUACAUCAGCUUUCACAUUUUUGAAAGUUGCACAAAAGUCGUACAGCACAUGUGUAAUGUCAGACUGAAAUGAAACUGCCCAUAGGAAUUUACUAUAUUUAACAAGUACCAAAAAAUGAAAGAUUUUAUUAACAAAACUGUAAGAGGUCAUUUAAUGUACAAAUAUUAGAAUAAUUUUUAAUUCUAAAUAUUUUUAAUGUGGGAGAUGUAGAAUGUUGUACACUGCAUAAUUAUUCUGCUGGUUGAGUGUGAUUGAGAAUUUCAGUUCAAAUAAGUGACUUUUUUCCCCAGAAUAUUUACAUCUAUACUUAAAUUCUCUAUUUUUUUUACUCUGUUCAAAUGUAUAUUAGUGUGCAUGUAUGCAUUUGCUAAAAGAGAUUAUUGUUUUAAUCUAAAUUUCAAGCACUGGGUGAUUUUUUUUUUUUCUGAAAAUGUUCAAAUGGAAUGUGGUGAAAGGCGAUUAAUUUUUGUCUUUUUGUAUUUAAGGACUUUUUUCCCCCCUGACAACCUAAAAAGAUUAAAAAUCAUACUACUGGGUGAAUGUAAUCAAGUUGAUUACAUUUAUAUAAAAUAUGUAUGUUAUGGAUCCCAAAAGUAGAUUGUAGAGUAAUCUGGGAUUAUAAUUUGGACAGUAAAUCUGAGUCAUUAAUAAACUAAAAUGUAUUUUUUAUUUUUUUGUGCAAUUUUGAAUUUGAAAUGUAUAGAAUAUUCCAAAUGUACGGAAGAAGUUAAACAUUGUGAAAUUAUUUCAAGUGUAAAUUGUUUGUAUGCCCUUACUAUAUAAUUAGGCCUAGAUUUUCAGUCUCCAGAAUAUCUGAUAUGCUAAUGCUGACAUUUCUAGAACAGGCUAUGUGGGUUUUCCUUUUGCGUAUGUGUAGUACCAGAUUACUCUGGAUUAAGCAAUGAGGACUGCAUAUUAGAUUUCUGAAAGGUAAUUUGCUUGUGACAAAAUGCUUUCAUGGUUACAUUUCUGAUUGAUUCUGGUGCAGUUCAAACAAGUGAAGAUAUUUUAAUUUUUCUGUUUUAAUCAAAGAUGAUUUAUCAUUUCUUAAAAAGUUGUGUGUCUUAUGAGCCACCUGAGAGCGUAAACAUUAAAAAAAUGAGUUCUUCACAUUACUUUCACUCUUAAUACAUAAUAAAAUGUGGCUCAGUUUGGAAUAUGAGUCUUACAGGUUUCGAAAAUAGGAAGUGACACACAUGUCUAUGUCUUGUGUCCUGUUACUCACACACAUGGGCCUUAACGUUACUUAUGCAGCAGAUGUCCGUUCAUUGUGUUUAACUGGCUGAGGAGUCAGGUGCUCUAGUCAUGCUGCUUAAAUUGAGUAAAACGCAAUAAUGUGUUCAAAUGAUCAAUACCCAAGCACCUUCUUCAAUUUUGGAUAGGUCACAGUAUGCACCACUAUACAGUGGGUAAAAUUAUUUUUGACUUGAAGUAAUAGAUACAGUUUUUAGAAAGUACUGCUUUCACUCGUGUUUAAUGGUAAAAAGAAUAAUUAAUAAUUUUGUGACUUCUCUAAUUUUACAGACAGACAACACUAGUAAAAAGAGUAAAACAUUUAUUUAUUCUUUAUUUACAUUCCGGAUAAAAUCCAAAAAAUGUUGACUGGACCAUCACUUGAAUAAGUGGAAACCAUUGUCUAUUUGAACCAGUAUGUGCAAAGUUUCUGUCUGAAGAGAAUUAAAUGAAAGUGCGUAGUCUAAUAUAAUUUCUGGAGAAAUAUAUAUUUUUAGCGCCCUCAUUAAAAUUUCUGAUUUUCAAAGAUAUAUUAUUUUGUAUGUCCUGAAUCCAUUAUUUUUAAAUCCGUCAACCACAUAUUUCUAUUUUCUUAUUGAUGGUUUUUUUUUUUAUAUAUAAUCUCUUUCCAUUGUGACUUUACAAUUAUAUUGUAAUACUAGGGUGUUGUACCGUGUUAGCCAUUAUGAAUGUAGAGAAAAGCCAAGCAAAAUGAAAACACAUCUUGCCUGAAGAAGGGGCCUGAGUUGCCUCGAAAGCUUGCAUAUUGUAAUCUUUCUAGUUAGCCAAUAAAAGGUGUCAUUUUGCUUGGCUUUUCUCUACAAUUAUAUUGUAAUAAAUCCUCAAUGUUUUGGCCGCUCAAGAACUUUUAUUAUUAAAAAAAAAAAAAAAAAACGUACACAACAAAAAUGGCUUAGGCACUUGCACAUCUUAAAGUCUGUUUAAAGUUCUAAAUAAAAUGAAUAACUAUUACAGCAAUAUUCAUUCAUGAACCUGAAAAUGGCCAGCUUUUUAGAAUCCCUUUGCUCAGGAAGUCUGAUAUUUAUAAUAAAAAAAAAAGCAAAAUAGAAAUCUAAUUUAAUUUCCUACACAAAGGAGAAUAAUUUAAAUGUCAACUAAAAAUUCUUAUUUGGAGGGUUGAGUUUUCUAAAAAUUUGUGGUUAUAGAUGCAGGAUACUCUGUAACACGUGACAAAUAAAUUAUGCAAUUUUUUUUUUAAACAAAAAUAAAGUCUAGUCUAUUUCAUUAAUGACUGUCAGUCACACUUGUGAAAAUAUGCCCUUUUUUGUGAUUGGUGUGUAUGUUUUUUUUUUUUUGGUUUUUUUUUUAAUAAAAGUUGUGUAACUCUUCUGUCUGUAAGGCAAAUGUUUAAUUAGAGCUGUCAGUAUUAGGUAUCUCAAGCCUUGUCUGUUUGGCAUCGAGCGCCUUGACAAAAACGUUAACCCACGGAAUCCCUGAAGCGGCACAGAGACUAGUGAGAGUGUUUGAGUGUGUGAUGAACAAAAUGGAUGUGUGACGACUACAUUGCUUGAAAACCUCAUAUCGUCCAAUCAUUAUGAUCACCCUGUCUUAAGUAUGGUCAAUCAAAGAAGUAAGUUGUAGCACAAUGUAGAAAAAAGUCAAAGAAAAUGUUACCUUGAAAAGCAGGGAAAAAAAUUGAUAUUAAAGGUUUUCUCCCCUUUAAAAAAAAUUGCAUGUAAUAUGAGGUGUCAUGUUUUGUAUGUGAAAAGGAAAGAAACUGACUUCUGCACAAUGUUUAAAGAAAACUUUGUCUACAGACUUACUGUAUACUAUUUUGUUUUCAGCACUUUUAUAAUUAACAUUUGUAUAAUAUCUUUUUUCCUGAGCAAUGUAUCUUUGUAUAUACAGUUUGAAGUAUUACCUAUGCAGGCUCUUUUGUCAUGCAGUUUUUAGAGCUCCCAUCUUGCUGCUAUGGGGGGGGGAGUGUGAUUGGAAACAAAAUAAAGACUGCUGAAUCAAA
Erpetoichthys calabaricus (reedfish) is the source of this 12508-nucleotide messenger RNA. It is a transcript of the gene otud7b, whose product is annotated as OTU deubiquitinase 7B. The record is from RefSeq and is a predicted model, not a curated record. The transcript has 12 exons. Gene Ontology annotation, cellular component: nucleus; cytoplasm. Gene Ontology annotation, biological process: protein K11-linked deubiquitination; protein K48-linked deubiquitination; protein K63-linked deubiquitination. Gene Ontology annotation, molecular function: K63-linked polyubiquitin modification-dependent protein binding; zinc ion binding; cysteine-type deubiquitinase activity. NCBI's taxonomy places the organism in Eukaryota, Metazoa, Chordata, Cladistia, Polypteriformes, Polypteridae. Bases 316 to 3102 code for a protein of 928 amino acids.